Messenger RNA from Cladocopium goreaui, 5282 nucleotides. The record is from the annotation of a GenBank genome assembly. NCBI's taxonomy places the organism in Eukaryota, Dinophyceae, Suessiales, Symbiodiniaceae.
GGAACAAUGCAUAAUAGGCUUCUUAAUUCACCAGUUGCACUUGCACAGUCCAGCUGCGGAUUAGAUGCGGACCAAUGAGAACAUGGCUGUGCCUGCUUUUGGUCCCCUGUCUUCAACCAGAUGGUUUGGGUGCCUCUGGAAUCUACAUACGUCUGGGCGGUACUCUGCCAGCCAUCCCCAGUGCUGCUGAACGCGCUUCACUGCAGGGCCUGCAGCUCUUGGCGACCAAAUUGCAACAGUACACUCCAUUUUAUGGUCCGUCACAAUUACCUCUUAGACUUCGUUUGCAAAUUGAGGAUGAUGGAGGUGACCGUCAGCGUGCUGCUGACAUCUACUCCCGUAUGAUCGAAAGCAAAGAGGUCGAUUUCUUGAUUGGCCUUCAGUCUUCGGACAUGCAGGAGGUGGCUGCAGAAGCCGCAAACUCCAGGAGCAUCCUCACACUUUUGACCCGGGGCAUCGGCAUCGGGGGCAUCGGCAUGUCGAGUGAAACUACACAAUCUCAACAUGGUCCUUGGACAUUUACACCAGACGUCCAGGUGCAGGAUAUCAUGGCUGGCAGCAUUGAGUUGGCUGGAAGUCAAUCAACACCAGCACAGUCAAUGGCCACCAUUUGGGAUGCUGGAAGUUCCUUUGCGGAGGAAGUUUGCGCUGGUGCUACACUGCAUGCUCGCCGGAUUGGCAUGACUGUGCUUGAUGCAACUGGGAUUGCAGACCAGGCAAUGAUGCCACACAUGCGCGAGCUAAAAGGGAUGGGUCCCGACCUACUGGUGGGUUGUGGCAACCUUCGAAGCGCUGAACAGAUUCUCAUCUCUGCUAGCUCUCUUAGCUUUGUUCCUUUGGGCCUUAUUUUGACCGCUGUUUCCAGCAGGGACGCCGUUCGCUCAGUAGGGGCUCAUUUGGCGAAUUAUGUGAUGAGCCCAUUGGUGUGGGAGCCGUCUGUAUCAGUGAAAUGCCCUAUUUUCGGUUCUGCUUGGGACUUCGCCGCAGCCUACAGGGAAGAAUUCAAUGAGGAGGCGCUGCCAGAAAGUGCUGCAGCUGCUGCAGGGGCAAUCGCAUUGCUCUCUGCCAUUCAGGCGGUGAGGAGCCUGGAGCAAAGCGAAGUGCGCCAGGCCUUGCUUUCACGGUCAGUGCAAACAUGCUAUGGGCUCCUUUCCUUUGACAACAAUGGUACCCGGACCAAUGCUCGCACUUUGACUCAGCAGGUUCAACCUUUGGACAAGGACCAGGCGACCAUGGAUCGCUGGAUCAGCGCAGACAUUGUGACUCUGGACUCCGAAGGUGGACAGGAAACUCUCAGUGGCUGGCCUUUGCCAACCUGGGUCCAGAAAGAGAUUGACGUCUAUCCUUGCGUUCCAGGGGAGGCUGUGGUGCUGGACAAUGGAGGCAAUGCCACGACUUGCAAGAAGUGCCCUCCUGGUCGAUACCGCACACCUCGCUCUGUCGAGUGUGAGGACUGUCAACCAGGAACGUAUGGCAAUACUGCUGGCAUGAGCCAAUGCGACCUUUGCCCUUUUGGUGCUGAUUGUCCUGGCAAUUCAGAGCUGUUUGCCAAACCCGGCUUCUACCGCCUGCCAGCGGCCUCGCAGUCAGGAACCUUUGUUGAGUGCACCCCUCCGGAACUGUGUCUUGGAAAGAACGAGUGCAAAGAGGCUCAUCAGGGCAUCUUGUGCCAACACUGCGGACCCGGAUAUUCCUUGCCGCUUUGGGGCCUGAAGCGCGAGUUUUGCAGGGAAUGCCCAAGCCAUCGUGUGGCUGCGAGCAGCAUUGCUUUGACAGUUUUCCUUUAUGUGCUGUACAUUUGGCUCAUCGUGAAGGGCACCCGGUCUGCAUCACAAUCAGUGCGGGCGAUCCAUUCUGUGAUUCUCAAGAUCGGAGUCAACUACUUGCAGUUUGCAGGAACUGCUUUCGAAGCUACUGAAUUUAAAGUCAUGGUGGCAACAAUCUGCGGAGAAAGUGGCGCAUAUUUGAUGCCCUUCAUUGCAGUGCCAGAGCGACUGCAGUAUCCUUUCUCCGCAUUGAUUAGCCUUGAUUGCAUUCUUCCCUCGGGCAGCAGCAUCCGUCCGUACCAGGUCGAGAUUGCAGUAGGUCUUGUACUAAUGCCAGCGGCAUUCUUCAUCAUGACGCUCUUUGCGGCCAUCCGGAAGGAUUGCAUUGGAGUUCUGGCACCAUGGCUCCGCAAGAAAUGGGCCGUCUACAGGGCGAGACAGAGAGCCCGCAUACUGGAGCGGGGAGUGGCCGAGGAAAACACGCCGCAGGACCUGAACAUUCUCAGAUCACCCACUGGGAAUCCCGGUGCCCUGACCAUGUCGCCUUCUUCGGGUAUAUCUCCUACGCUGUUCAAGGACGCAUCUCCACCUGUGUCACCUCAGCGCCGCGGAGGAGACUUCACUCCAGUGUCUCCUCAACGGCGAGGUGGCGAUUUCACUCCCAUGUCAGCAUAUGGCCUGGGCUCUCCGUGGAAUCGAAAUCGCUCAGAGGAGGAUUCCCCAGGCUCCCCAACUCCACGACGGGCACCACACACCAAGGUCUUCGUGAACAACGUGGCCACCCGCUUCGUCAACUCGGUGAUUGUGAUGAGCUUCAUCCUCCAUCCAGUGGUGGUAAGGAUUCUGGUGGUUGGCUUUGAAUGCGAAGAGCUGGAUGUCUUGCGUCACAGACGGGACUUCAGCGUGGAGUGUAAGUCCGACAAUCACAUGCCCUGGCUUGCCUUGAGCACAGCUGGCUUAAUCGUGUUUGGCCUUGGAGUUCCAGUGUCUCUCUUCAUUGCACUGUGCAGAGUUCGGAAGUCCCUGUACCGUCCGGAGAUCAGAAAGCGCUAUGGUUUCCUCUACAAUGGUUUCGAGUUGAAAUACUACUACUUCGAGUCGGUCUACAUGUUCCGCAAGGUGAUGAUUUUGCUUUUCUUCACAGCACCCACAAUGUACGUGCGCAUGGUUCUGAUGCUCUUCACCUCCUUUGGCUUCAUCUUGCUCCACGUGAAUUCUGGGCCGUUUGACAAUCGCAGCUACAUGUGUCUUGAUCGACUUGAAGCCUUGAGCCUCAUGGCACUCACAGUGACUGUCUCAGCUCGCUUGAUCUUUGACAUUCGUCAGGAACUUUCUGGAGAGUUCUUUGAGGAAAUCGUGAAUCACUGGAUCAUGGACAUUCUCCUGGUGGCUGGUCCCAUGCUGACGCACUUGUCCUUCAUUGGAUUUGCGAUUUGGGGUCUGUUCAGGAAUACAGUUCUCAAGCACCUUUUGCUGAAAGUUGAAAUCUGGCCAGAACGGAUGUCGUCAAUUCAGAAGUGCUUGCUGGGUCUUGAGAAGCACAAGCGAAAGGCCUUCUUUGAUGAAGAUGAGGAGGGUUUCUGGUUGGACACCGGCAAUCUCAGCAAGCAGGAGAAGGACUACCUAUUUGUUGCCAUGUGCGACACGCUUCAUCGCUACAUGGAUACCGAUCACCGGAUUCAUCCUGGCGACAUGGCUGCGGCCGUGAAGGAAGCUCUGGUCCGGUGCAGGUCGGCGCGGCGAAAGCGAGCUGUUCGCCUGGAGCAGUUGGACAGGGAGUUUCGCGAGCAGAAAGCCAUGGGGAGAAACAGCUGCCUCUCUCGCAUCAUCCGCUGGCAGAAGGUCCUGAGUGUGUCGUUGUACGGUGCUGACAGACAAAGCGAGUUGCAAGAGCGGGAAAGCAGCUGUCUUGAAAAUCUGUUCGCUUGCCUCGGACGAAAAGAUCGCCGACCCCGACGAGUUCGUGGUUUGCCCAAGAAGGCCUUGCACAUGGAGAUGGAGAAGACCCAGGAGUUUCUGCCAGAGGAAUUCUUCGAUGCGCUGAUACCUGUUUGGCAGGAGAUUACUGAAGGUCAAGGUCCUCACCUUUCUCCACGGGAGUGCCACUAUUGGCCUGAAACAACUUUGUCACAGAGGCCUCGCCGUGUGCGGCUGCAAGGAGUGGAGGAUGAUGGGGAGGAAGAUGAUCAAGACGAAGAUGUUGAGAGGGGCGAGGAGGGAAGGACCAUGCAUGGAAGUAGUCUUCGCUUGGAGGCUCUCCUGGGAAGGGAACAACCUCCUGCAGAUCGAGAAGCUUCUGGACCGCUUGAGAGCUUCUUGCUGCGUGCUCACUCUGGAUGCAGGAUAGAUCUUCCUACUUUGAUAACAGCGCAUGAUGAGCUCUUGGCAGAGAAUCUGGAGCUCCGGAAGCAAAAUGAGGCAUUGCAAACACAGGUGGCGGGCAUGAGAAACCGAUCUCCAAAAAAACUGCCACACAACUUGGUGAGUCCAUCAUCGCGAGCGCAGGUUGCUCAGCUUUACAGUGAGCAUGAAGAGAUUCAAGAGGAUGGGAUUCCUACUGCGCCAUCUAGCUGGAGAGAGGUUGAUCCCGGCAGCCCCAGCAUCGUGAACGUGGCUGCUGCUGCCUUUGCUGCAGUAAAAAAUGCGCUGAGCAAUCCCAACACUCCUUCCAGGCCCGGGCGGAGUGCUAGCGUGGUUGAAACACUGGAAGAGGGCGUAGUGGUACAGUCAACCUCCCCAACUCAUUUGUUCUCGCGCCCAACAUCAAGAGCUCCUUCACAGCGCUCAUCUCCGCAGCGGAAGACACAGGGACGACUUCUCUUGCCAAUCCCCUCUGCUGCUGAAAGAGCGCAGCCCUGGAGUCAGGGCAACAGCCCAAGCAAGUCUCCUGGCUCUGCGUCUCCGUGGCGCAAUGCGAUGCGACCGGUGCGAAACAAGGAGUGGUCAGACGCACAGGGAAGUCGCAAUCCAAUGCCGCAGCAUGCUCCGCAGCAUGUUCCAUUCGAAUUCUCCGGCGCUGUGCGCCCAACUGAUCCUGGGGCAUGGCCUCAAGUCGAGUGAGAACUAUGUAGGGCCUGCUGUGACUCAUCGUUAUCGGUUUCCAACACCCACAAUUGUAGAGCUUGUUUUUCGUCAAUCAAUGUCCAUCUUCUUUCCUUGCAACGUGUUGAAUUCUCGAAAGCAAAAUUGAUGGCUCCAAUUUGCAGAAGCAAUACGAAUUCGCCUGCAAACAAGAGUAUCGGUAUCAGAAGAUACUGAAUAGUGCAGUUGUAAAGAGUUUUAGCUACACAUCUCAAACUUUGAAUUCGCCUGCCGAGCUGACUUUGGAAAGUAAGCCAAAGUGAGCCAAAGUCUGGCACCAUAAAUCUGAAGAGUGCCUUGCGGCAGGUCUGUUUGCCUCUUGUGGCUAAAGACAGUGCAGCCUGCUAAACGCAGGUUUCUGUGCUGUGCUCUCGCAGCUCAAAGGUCAAACGGCAACUGACAAAGCCGAUGCGUACAAAAGAUGUGUAAAAUAUC